Molecule: messenger RNA, 1560 nt
Organism: Striga hermonthica
Lineage: Eukaryota; Viridiplantae; Streptophyta; Magnoliopsida; Lamiales; Orobanchaceae
Source: the annotation of a GenBank genome assembly
AUGGAAAACCCCAACGGCAAGGCAGCUUCCGACGCCACCACUGGCACCGGCGCGGAAGGAAACCCUAGUAAUGAUGCCCCCCGCGUAGGCGACGGCGAGGAUAAUCGCAGGCGGCGAACUCCUUUUACGGACCUCAGUCAAGUCGAUGCGGAUCUUGCCCUUGCCCGUACUCUCCAAGAACAGGAAAGAGCUUAUAUGAUGUUAAGAAUGAAUUCUGGUAUUGGCAGUGACUACGAAAGUUGGGAAGCUGAGAGUUAUGGGAAUGAAGAUGUUUUCGACAAUGAUGAUUUUGAGGAUGCCAGUGGAGAAGAUUAUGAUGGUUCUGAUGUGGAAGUUGAUGAUGAAACAGAAAAUGCAUUUGGUGUGCAUGCUCCUGAAGCAGGAGAUGAAAGUGGCAAUGAAAAUGCUGAAUUAGAUCCGUCGGCCUUUUCAAGCGACGAGGCCUAUGCUAGAGCCUUGCAAGAUGCUGAAGAGCGGGAACUCGCAGAUAGAUUGCUAGCCCUGGCGGGGAUCAAUAACAUGGUUGCUGAAGAUGAAGAUGAAGAUGAAGAUGUGGAUGAGGAAGAAGAGGAACAUGAUGGUAAUCUUCAGGACACAUGGGAAGAGGUUGACCCAGACGAACUCUCAUACGAGGAGUUGAUUGCACUUGGUGAUGUUGUUGGAACUGAGAGUCGGGGCCUUUCUGAAGAUACAAUUGCUUCGCUACCUUCCAUAAAGUAUCAAUCACAAGGCAUUCAUGAAGGAAGUGAUUCGUGUGUUAUAUGUAGGUUGGAUUACGAGGAUGGCGACACCUUGACUAUUCUCUCUUGCAAGCAUUCAUAUCAUAAAGAGUGCAUUAACAAUUGGCUACAAAUAAACAAGGUUUGUCCUGUAUGCAGUGCUGAAGUGUCAACUCCUGGGAGGGCUCGCUGUCGGGUCUCGCGAAGGGCACGCGGGUCACCGUGCAAGUCGCGCAAGGAGUACGCGGGUUGCUGGGGGUCUACUGCCUGCAUGCAUAAUGGAACGGGUCUCUACAGCCGCACUCUGGUCGCGCUCAGCUGCGCCCUGGCCGUGCGCAUACCCGCAGACCUAUUCCGCUGCGAGCUGACCCGCAGCAUCCCACCUUCACCAUCUUCACCAUUUCUUCCCGAAAUCCGGCGACCCCUAGUGUUUUCCGGUGAAACCGAACUCAAACUCGCGCCGGCAUGUCCUCUGCCCGCAGCCGAGCCGCACCACCGCACGCACAACUCUAAAGCCGCCGGAAAAACCUCGACCUCCACUCGCUGCUCCACUGAAUGUGCGUUCCAAGCUCAGUCCCAGUUCCUCUCGCGCGCGAACCCGCAGCUCGAGCUCCACCUCCCGGUCACGACCUCCGGCGACCCAAGUUCUUGCGACGACCAGCUGCGCGACCUUCCACCGGCGAGCAGUUCCAGCACCUCCACGUCAAGCCCGUCCAUCCCAGCUCGAACCAUCAUCCUCAACUCGAGCCAGCGGUUCACCGCUCACAGAUACGGCGAGCUUGCCUUCAUCCGGCCAGCACCUCGUUUUCCCAGCUCACGCCACCAGCUCCGCCGCAGUUAG